AUGGGGCAGUCGCGGCAAUCGAGCAGGCCGCGGGCCGCGACAGCGAUAUCUGCACGAAGAGGAACACCAGGUCUCACGCUGGGCUUUGGGCCCAGAAGGGCCCGCUGGCGCGACUACGCGCGCCACGGCUGGGGCAAAGACGUGUACAAGCCGAUCUCUCAAACGGGAAAGAACAUGGGAAAACAGCCCCUCGGGUGGAUCAUUGUGGACUCGCUGGACACGCUGAUGCUGAUGAAGUGCGACGAGGAACUGCGCGAGGCCCGCACGUGGGUCAAGCACGAGCUGGACUACGACUUCGACUACAAUGUCAACACUUUCGAGACCACGAUCAGAAUGCUAGGUGGCCUUUUGUCGGCCCACUACCUGAGCGAGGACGACGUGUAUCUGGAGCAGGCUGCGCGGCUGGGCAACAAGCUGAUUGGCGCGUUCGGCUCGAAAAAGGGCAUUCCGUACGCGUCGGUCAACCUCAAGUCUGGCGAGGGCAUCCCCAGCCACGUCGACAGGGGAGCCAGCUCGACGGCAGAGGCCACGAGCGUGCAGUUGGAGUUCAAGUUCUUGGCGCAGCUGACUGGCGAGGAACUGUACUGGCGCGCGGCCGAACAGGUCAUGAAGUCGCUGGACGAGGCCGACCCACCAGACGGUCUCGUUCCGAUCUACAUCCAGCCAGAAACAGCGAAAUUCCAGGGCAAGUUGAUCCGGCUCGGUUCUCGCGGCGACUCCUACUACGAGUAUCUGCUCAAACAGUAUCUGCAAACCAGAGAACAGGUGUACCUCGAAAUGUAUCUCGAGGCCGUUGCCGGUAUCCGCAAACACCUUGUGAGCUACUCGAAGCCCAGUAAUUUGAUGUUCAUCGGAGAGCUGGAGCGCGGCAUCGGGGGCCCGCUCAGCACCAAAAUGGACCAUCUGGUCUGUUUUGCGGGCGGUAUGUUUGCGAUGGGGGCCACCGAGGGGCUUGACUACGAAACCGCCAGACGACUGUCCACGUGGACCGACGAAAAAGAACAGCAGAUGACCUUGGCCAAGGAGCUCACGCACACGUGCUACAGAAUGUACCACGACGUGCCUGCCACGGGGCUUGCGCCGGAGAUCGUCGUUUUCAAGCAGGAUGCGAAUAGCGAGAAGGACUUCUACAUCAAGCCCGCGGACAAACACAACCUACAGCGUCCAGAAACCGUCGAGUCGCUUUACUACCUGUACAAAAUUACCGGCGACGUCAAGUACAGAGAAUGGGGCUGGGAGAUCUUCGAGAACUUUGUCAAGCACACAAAGGUGACGUCGGGGGGCAAGGACACCAAGCCGAGAUACACGAGUCUCGACGACGUGACGGUGACCCCGCCGAAAAUGCGCGACAACAUGGAAUCGUUCUGGCUCAGCGAGACCUUGAAGUACCUGUACCUGCUGUUUGACGACGAGACCGAUCCAAAAUGGGAUCUGGAGAACAUGGUCCUCAACACGGAAGCGCAUCCGUUCCCGCGGUACGCCAAGGCGCCAUUUACCACUGGAUGGAGACGGCAGGCAAAGCUCGAGAGCGUGGAGCCGGAGAACAAGGAGACUCCGACGCAGGAGAUGGAAGUUGGCGACGCGGACGCAGACCUUGAUGUUUUGGAGGCGAAACUCAAAGCUUCUCGCGACAACGAGGCUGUGGCAGAAGCUCUCAAGCAGAAGGGAGAGUUGCCCGUGGCGAAGCAGCCUGUUGCCAAGCCGUUGAACGAGCAGGUCGACAGCGUGAAACAGGAGCUUGGGAAGCAGGCGGAUGUAUAG
Ogataea haglerorum is the source of this 1761-nucleotide messenger RNA. RefSeq lists its product as uncharacterized. Gene Ontology annotation, biological process: carbohydrate metabolic process; N-glycan processing. The coding region runs from base 1 to 1761 and encodes 586 amino acids. Gene Ontology annotation, molecular function: calcium ion binding; mannosyl-oligosaccharide 1,2-alpha-mannosidase activity. NCBI's taxonomy places the organism in Eukaryota, Fungi, Ascomycota, Pichiomycetes, Pichiales, Pichiaceae. The transcript is spliced from 2 exons. The record is from RefSeq and is a predicted model, not a curated record. Gene Ontology annotation, cellular component: endoplasmic reticulum; membrane.